Messenger RNA from Drosophila suzukii, 1173 nucleotides. It is a transcript of the gene Mocs2B, whose product is annotated as Molybdenum cofactor synthesis 2B. Gene Ontology annotation, molecular function: molybdopterin synthase activity. NCBI's taxonomy places the organism in Eukaryota, Metazoa, Arthropoda, Insecta, Diptera, Drosophilidae. The record is from RefSeq and is a predicted model, not a curated record. Gene Ontology annotation, cellular component: cytosol. Gene Ontology annotation, biological process: Mo-molybdopterin cofactor biosynthetic process.
CUCAGUGGAGGCUAACUCAUUCGCCAUGGAUCACGUUAAACUCGUUAAUAACCCCAUUGACAUCGCCCAUAUCCAUCAAUUGCUGGCUGAUGAAGGCUGCGGAGCUUCAUCGGUUUUUGUGGGCACAACGCGCGACAAUUUUCAGGGCAAAAAGGUGGUGUCAUUGGCGUACGAGGCCUACGAUAACAUGGCCCUUAAGGAAAUGAAAAAAAUAUGCUCUGAUCUUCGAUCAAAAUGGCCUGAGCUGAAGCACAUUGUUAUAUAUCACCGAUUAGGAACAGUGCCCGUUUGCGAGGCCAGUGUAGUUAUAGCCGCCUCAUCGCCACACCGAUCAGAGGCCUUAGAAUCAGUAUCGUUUGCAAUAGACCAGCUCAAGACCCGGGUUCCCAUCUGGAAAAAGGAAAUUUACGAGGGCGACCACGACAGUGAGUGGAAGGAGAACAAGGAGUCAAUCAGGCCCAAGAAAUCUCUAAGUGCCUUUAACUACGCAGCGUGUCCCUGCAAAGUGGAGGAGUCACAUGACGUUCCACGAACUCUGGUGCAAAUUAGAGUUAAUGACGCCGAGUUAGCCAAGCGUUUAGAAUGUUUUGUCAACAGAAAACGAGCCGAGAUCAACUCGCAAAAUGUAAUUGACUUCAAGUCGUCUUUUGCUGACUCAGAGAAUGACUUGAGUGAUUCCUGCGCUCGUACACAGAGCACAAUUAUAAAGCAGGAGCAGUCGAAUUGUCAUUUAAAAGUCCGACGGGUAAACAAUCGCUGUGGUCCCCAACAAAUGGAGUUGCGGCCUAACUACGAGCUUGAACUGAAUAAACUAAUGGGAUCGCGUGACGGCCAAAGCGACCCAUCCAAAGAAAUGAGAAAAUCGCUGCCCAAUUCGCGUCUACAGGCAAUUGAAUCAUACAUGGGCUUAAGUACCGAUAACGAGGAAAACAUUUUCACGAGAAUAAAAAAGGUGGAAAAUAGAAUGCUGCAGCUGGAGUCCAUUUCACCAGAGUAUAGACACUUUACAAAUCUGGAGCCGCAAUCUAUGGAACCCCCGCUGCCCAAAAAGAUCAGAAAGAAAUCAUACUCUGCCCACGAACUAAGUGUGUUCAUUCAAAAGAUGAAGGAUGGCAGGGAAAUGAACGAAUAAUAAAUCCAUAUUUGCACAUAAAAUAAACAUUACCAUAAUAA